AUGGCCUGCUACGACCGCUGCGGCUCUUGCGGACCCACCCCGCUGGCUAACAGCUGCAACGAGCCCUGUGUCAGGCAGUGUGAGGCUUCCCGCGUUGUCAUCCAGCCUUCCACUGUCCAGGUCACCCUCCCAGGACCCAUCCUCACCUCCUUCCCCCAGAGCACCGCCGUCGGAUCCUCCGCAUCCGCUGCCGUGGGCAACGACCUCAGUGCCCUGGGAGUGCCCAUCAACUCCGGAUACGCCCUGGGCUACGGACUGGGAGGCCUGGGAGGCCUGGGAUGCGGCUACGGCCUGGGAGCUGGGCUGAAACGCAUCAAAGAUGAUGAAACCUUUCCUGAUGGAAAUCCCUUUGUGAGGGUCUGGAGGGGGAGCCGAGCGGCUCCGGCCGGUAAUGGCGGCGGGAAGGAGAGCGGCCGAGCCGAGUGCAGCCGAACGCAGCCGAAGGUCGAGAGGCUGGGAGCCGAACCGAGCCGAACACAGACGAAGGCCGAGCGGCUGGGAGCCGAACCGAGCCGAACACAGCCGAGCUCCGCCGAUCCCCACGGAACCGAACAGAGCCGAAGCCAGAACGAGCCGAAGCCCAAGUGA
Calypte anna (Anna's hummingbird) is the source of this 588-nucleotide messenger RNA. Its product is annotated as beta-keratin-related protein-like. Gene Ontology annotation, molecular function: structural constituent of cytoskeleton. The transcript is spliced from 3 exons. The record is from RefSeq and is a predicted model, not a curated record. The coding region runs from base 1 to 588 and encodes 195 amino acids. Gene Ontology annotation, cellular component: intermediate filament. Lineage: Eukaryota; Metazoa; Chordata; Aves; Apodiformes; Trochilidae.